AUGUUGCAGAGAGCGGCAAGCAAUGCAUAUUCAUGGUGGUGGGCUAGCCACAUCAGAACAAAGCAAUCAAAAUGGAUGGAGCAAAACCUUCAAGAUAUGGAGGAAAAAGUGCAAAAUGUUCUGAAGCUCAUAGAGGAAGAUGGAGACUCCUUUGCCAAGAGAGCAGAAAUGUAUUACAAAAAGAGACCAGAGCUAAUAAACUUUGUGGAAUUUACAUACAAGGCUUACCGAGCUUUAGCCGAACGAUACGAUCACUUAUCAACAGAGUUGCAAAAUGCCAACAACACCAUAGCUUCUGCUUUUCCUGAUCGAGUCCCCUUUAUGGAUGAAGAGGAUGACGAUGGAUCACCAAGGCCUCCAAAAAAACUACCAGAAGGAUUCAAAACAAAUAUUCCAAAGCCUCCCCUUAAAGAUUUAAGAAGUGUCAUAACAACAGCAACAGCCACAAGGAAAUUUCAAUCCAAGAAGACAACCACCGCAGGUGCUGCUCCUAAAGUUGCUAAAUCUGGAUUGAGCAGAAAGGAGGCACUUGAAGAGGUUGACAAGCUACAGAAACAGAUUCUGGCUCUACAAACUGUGAAAGAGUUCGUGAAGAGCUCUUAUGAUAAUGCCAUUGCUAGGUACUGGGAAACUGAGCAGCAGAUCAAGGAAUUGCAAGAGAAAGUUUCCAUUCUGCAAGAUGAACUUGGAGAAGGUAUUGUUAUUGAAGAUGACGAAGCUCGUCGUUUGAUGGCAGAAGCUGCUCUUAAAUCAUGCCAAGAGACAUUGGCCCAGUUGCAAGAGAAACAAGAAAGAUCACUUGAUGAAACCAGAGUUGAAUCCAAAAGGAUAAAGGAUGUCAAGGCCAAGUUAAGCUCUCUCAUGGACGAGUUCCAUUAUGAUCAAAGCAAUUCUAAAGAGCCAAGGGCCAAAAGAGAUGUCAAAAAAGUAGCAGAAACAAAGGACUUGGAAGAAGAUGUGGAUGGAUUGAGUCAGCGGAGACAGGAAUUACAGUCAUUACAGGAGAACCUCAAAGAGCACUUUGAAGCUGGCUCCAAAUCAUCUCUUAGUGUGGCAGAAAUGGCAGAGAAGAUUGAUGAGCUUGUGAGCAAAGUGAUCAGCUUGGAAACAGCAGUUUCAUCCCAGAAUGCUCUAGUAAAUAGAUUGAAAACCGAAACUGAUGAACUUCAAGACCAGAUUCGAAAUCUGGAAGGUGAUAAGGAAAGUUUGAUCAACGACAAAAAUAAAUUGUACGACCAACUGAGGGAAAUGGAAGAAAAACUGCAUGCAGUACAGGAUCUAAACCAAGUUGUUGAAGAAGAGAAUAGCAAUCUCCAAACCCAUUUCACUGAAGCACGUUGUAAACUUGAUCAUCUCUCAGAGAAAGUCCAAAAUGUGCAGCCAGGUGAGGAGAUUAAGCCCGAAGCACAAGUUCCUUUGAAUCAAGGCAAUGUCAUACUGAAUGAUGAAAAGUCAGAAAAGGAGCUUACUGGUUUGGUAGAAGAUGCUAAAAAUUCAGAUAAGGAGCUUGAGGUUGCCGGUACUGCAGAACAUAAUCCAACAUCAGAUAACAAGCUUAAGGUCGCUGGUUCACCAGAAAAUGGUGUACACACAGAUGAUGAACUUAAGGUCACCGGUUCACUGGAAAAUGAGGUUAAGUCAGUGAAUGAGGUUAAUGUCAAUGGUUCCUUAGAAAUGGAAGAGGCAACCCCAGUGGAAAACAAAUCUCCAGAAGAGUUAAAAGAACAAGAGAAGACUCUCAAUCCUGGCAAUAGUGAUGAAGAAGCAACAGUUGCUGUGAGUACUAUUACUGAAAAUCAAGUAGUCAGCCAGCACCAGGCAAGUAACAAAGAAGAUAGUUCUUCAGAGAGUUUCGAGAAACAGCUAGAAAAUGGUGCUAAGCAAAGAUCACCUGAGACAGAGAAUACUCUCAAAGUUGAUCCCAAGGAGCAAGCAAUAGCACAAGAAGAUGAACCUGAUUGGCGGCAAAUGUUUAUGAAUGGAAUGCAGGAUAGAGAACAAGUUCUUCUGACUGAGUACACUAAUACUCUUCGGAAUUACAAAGAUGUGAAGAAGAAACUUUCUGAAAUGGAGAAGAAAAAUCGAGACAACAAUGAUUCAUGUUUGCAGCUGAAAGAACUGAAGACUUCUAAUGCCAUGAAAGAUGAAGAGAUAGGACUUCUACGUCAGAAACUCGGUCUCCUGCAGAGAAGCUUGGAGGGAAAUGAUGAUAUUCUUCAAUCGGAAAAAGAAAGCAUUGAGGAACUUUUAAAAAUUGAACAACCUGAAUCUACAUCGGCCAUUGAAGAGAAGUUCCGGUUGAAAAUUGAUGAAAUUCUAGAGGAGAACUUAACUUUCUGGUUAAAAUUCAGUACUUAUUUCACUGAGAUACAGAAGUUUGAGACCUCUAUCAAAGAUUUGCAGUCUGAGGUAUCAAAACUUGAUGAAAAAGGGAAAUCAUCAGAGGGUAGUGGAAGCAUAAAGUAUUCUCUAAAAUCAGAUGCUCGACCGAUUUUCAAGCACCUCACAGAGAUCCAAAAUGAAAUAACAGUCUGGUUAGAAAAAAGUGUAUUGCUGAAAGAAGAAAUGCAAGGUAGAUUCUCAUCCUUGUGUGACAUACAAGAAGAGAUAACAACGGCAUUAAAAGCCAGUGCUGAAGAUGAUGACUUCAGGUUCACAAGCCAUCAAGCUGCCAAAUUCCAAGGUGAGGUUUUGAACAUGAAGCAGGAAAACAACAGAGUUGCUGAUGAACUUCAAGCAGGUCUAGAUAUUGUAACAUCUCUCCAACUUGAAAUUGAAAAGGCUCUUGUAAAGUUGAAUGACCAAUUUGGGCUCUCAGCUUCAAAGAGACAACAAAAUGGUCAGCUAAGACAUUCAGAGACUCAGGCCAGGGUUCCUCUUAGGUCAUUUAUCUUUGGAGUCAAACCAAAGAAACAAUCAAUCUUCUCCUGCAUGACCCCUGGAAUGCAUAGAAAGUACCGGGCUGACAAGUGA
Messenger RNA from Gastrolobium bilobum, 2973 nucleotides. Its product is annotated as protein NETWORKED 2D-like. Gene Ontology annotation, molecular function: actin binding. The record is from RefSeq and is a predicted model, not a curated record. The transcript is spliced from 3 exons. The coding region runs from base 1 to 2973 and encodes 990 amino acids. NCBI's taxonomy places the organism in Eukaryota, Viridiplantae, Streptophyta, Magnoliopsida, Fabales, Fabaceae.